UAAGCUCGUUGGUUUUUUGUUUUUGUCAAACGUCUGCCCAACUGGGGAAACUGUGACCCCCAAAAACCAACCAUGUUAUCAUCAAUUUGCCUAUCCUUAUCUCUGCCUUCGAAAACCCUAGCGUUGCCUUCCACUUCCACGAGCCGCGGUUGCAGAUGCUCCCUCGUCGUCUCCGUUUCUAGCGGCCAUCAACGGACGAGGAGAAAGAGGCAGCAAGUGGUUUGUAUGGCUCCCGAGGAAGAGAAAUUGACUCGCCGCAAUCCCCUCGAUUUCCCCGUUGAGUGGGAGAGGCCUGGACCAGGGCGUAGACCGGACAUUUUUCCUCAAUUUAGCCCUAUGAAAACACCAUUACCACCACCCAUGCCAUAUGAUCCUCCUGGUGAAGAUGAAGAAGAGGAAGAGGAAGAGGAAGAGAAAGAGGAAAAGGAGGAAGAUACUGAAAAGGAAGAAGAGCAGGAGAAUCCUGAAUAAGAGUACUGAGAUUUAUUCAGGCUAAUACGGGAAGAUCUGGGAUUGUGCAAGCGUCUUCUUGGGACUUAUUCAGGUUAAUAUGGUGAAAGUUAGGCCUAAGUUCCUGUUUUUGUAGUGUCAUAAUUCACAAGUUUUUCUGAGAUGAAAUAUACUAAGUUUCUUUUGAAUAAUGUUCUUAGCUGUUGUUUUCUUGUUUAUAUGUUUUGAUGACUAGAAAUUUAUUGAGAACGUGAAAUUCAAUGAUUUCAAAUUCUGAAGUUUGAGAUUUUGAGUGCAAUGUAAGGGCUAGCACUUCAUGCACGAAAAUGAAAAGAGAAAAGGGGUUUUUACUGGUGGUUAUCUUGAUGAGAUAUUGGAAGUGUAAGAAAUAAGAAUCGGUGGAUUUGAAUUCUCAUUCUAAAGCUGUUUCACAUGCAUCUAUGAUGGAAUGAUUUUGCCAUUAAGCAUUCACUAACCCUCAUCUUAUGAUUUUAAGAAUUAUGUCUUGUUAGAUUUGCAUGAGGAAUAAACACAGAUGAUCUUACAUCAAGCCCAAGCCCCAGAACGGAGUUUGCUUGAUAAGAGUAUUUAUCAGACUUAUGAGGCUCCAUCUGGAGUUACAUAACUAAAAACCAUUUUUGUAUUCAGCUUUAUUAUCUGUCAAAGGCAUCUUGGAUGGAGAAGUUUCUACUUUCCUGAACAAAGAAUCACAUUGAAGAAAUACAACAUGAUUUGAUUUUAAUGUUAGACAUGUACUAUGUAAAUAGCUAAGCAGAUGAUUAUCUAG
Molecule: messenger RNA, 1237 nt
Organism: Durio zibethinus
Lineage: Eukaryota; Viridiplantae; Streptophyta; Magnoliopsida; Malvales; Malvaceae
Source: RefSeq, a predicted model, not a curated record